CCACAAGCCCGUCGAAGGGCAGGAAGAAUGGACUGAAAGUCUCUGGAGCAGGCGCGGAUCCCACCGGCCCAGCCUCCUAGGGAACCAGCCUCACUUAGCUUGAGCUUGUUUUAUUUUUGUUGUCUUUUCUUUUUAUCUCGUAUGUUUUAAAAACCUCUUGGAAUUUCUGGGCGAUUUUGCAGUCAUGGAGGUAGCUCAGCCCAAGGACCUGGAGGAGGACUUUGGCCAGGCUAAGAAGAGACAUGCAGAGCUGUGCAGGCAGAAACGGAUCUUCAAUGCCAGGAACAGGAUCUUUGGGGGAGACAUAGACGCCUGGAAUGUUCAGGUUUGUGACCAGAAGAUAAGAGAAGCAACUGAGAAAGCUAGACAGGAAACAUUUGCUGCUGAAAUGAGGCAGAAUGACAAGAUCACAUGCAUAUUAGAAGACCGGGCAAGGAGAGAUAGGAAAAAUCUCUGUAAAGCUAUCAAUGACUUCCAGCAGAGCUUUCAGAAGCCAGAAACUCGCCGUGAAUUUGACCUCUCUGACCCCCUUGCCCUUAAGAAAGAUCUUCCAGCCCGGCAGUCCGAUAAUGAUGCUCGGAAUACGGUGUCAGGAAUGCAGAAAUUCAUGGGAGAGGAUUUAAACGUCCAUCAGAGGAGGAAAUUCCAAGAGGAACAAAACAGAGAAUGGUCCUUGCAACAGCAAAGGGAGUGGAAGAUUGCCCGUGAGGACCAAAAACACGCCGAGGAUCUCUACUUGGAGACCAGGCUGCAGUUUGAUGAAACAGCCAAGCAUUUACAGAAUCUGGAAGGCACCACCAGAAAGGCGGUUUGUGCAGCUGUGAAAGAAUUCAACAAGAACCAGGCCUUGGAGUCAGCGGAAAAGAAACGUCAAGAGAGAAAACAGGAAGAAGAGGACAACUUGGCCGAGAUCACCAACCUGCUGCGUGGGGACCUGCUGUCGGAGGACCCGCAGCAGGCAGCCAGCUCCUUCGGGCCCCAUCGCGUGGUCCCCGACCGCUGGAAGGGCAUGACCCACGAGCAGCUGGAGCAGAUCCGCCUGGUUCAGAAACAGCAAGUCCAGGAGAAGCUGAGGCUCCAGGAAGAGGAGCGCCAGCGAGACAUGGACUGGGACCAGCAGAGGGUUCAGAGGGCUCGCGCCACCUUGCUGUCGGAGCGGCAGCUGCAGCGCCAGCAGCGUGCGCUGCGCAGAGCCCUGGACGGCAGCAACCUCAGCCUGGCCAAGGAGCUGCUUUUGCAGAAAAAAUAUAUGAAGGAAAUCUAUACAAAUCAGCCCACUGAAGAUUAUUUCACACAAUUUAAUACAAGAAGUCGAUAAUGAAAAGGCCACCUGCCUUCCUGCUGAAUUGUAUAAAGUGCUGUACCCUUAAAGAGUCCCAUGUGUUAAAAAAAAAAUGCGCUUUGGUCCAGAAGGACCCUUCAACUUAAUUUUUCCACUGUCGUCAAAACUUGAUUAAACCUCUCCCUGCAUUUC
Molecule: messenger RNA, 1474 nt
Organism: Phacochoerus africanus (Common warthog)
Lineage: Eukaryota; Metazoa; Chordata; Mammalia; Artiodactyla; Suidae
Gene: RIBC2
Product: RIB43A domain with coiled-coils 2
Exons: 7
Coding region: 185-1318 (377 amino acids)
Source: RefSeq, a predicted model, not a curated record